UCCUGGAACACGCUGCUCCUGCGCCUUUAAGAGCAGCCGGGCGCUCCGCCGCUCCAGGAAUCCGCUUUCCGGGAUUUCGCUCUCGCCUCGCACAGCGGUCAACUUCUGGGGGAGCGGAGGGCUCAGUCGUCUUCACGCCACACUGUUGUCUGGAGCUGCGAGGCUUUGCGGAGGCUGCGUGUUCUCGUUACCCAUCCGAAGAUGUCUGGGGAAGAAGCACCUGCACAGCAGCAGACGCCCGAAGAACAAAAGCAAGACGCCCAGCAGAACGAGGAGGCGAAGCAGGAGCAGUCCAAGCCCGCAGCAGAGGCACCGGCGGAGAAGGAGGUCGAGGAAGAAGUUUUCACGUACCGGUCCCUAGUGCUGUCCGGCUAUGGAGGCUACGAUAAAGUCAAACUGCAAGUGAAAAAGGGGAUGCCGAGCCCCAAAACCGGGGAGGUGGUGGUGCGGGUGAAAGCCUGCGGCUUGAAUUUCGCCGACUUGCUGGGCAGGCAGGGUCUGUACGACCGGCUGCCGUCGCCGCCCGUCACCCCCGGGAUGGAGUGCUCGGGGCUGGUGGAGGCGGUGGGCGAGGACGUCACGGACAGGAAAGUUGGCGACAAGGUCAUCGUGCUGAGCAGGUCCGGCAUGUGGCAGGAAGUGGUUGCCGUGGCCGCCAGUCACACCUUCCUCAUGCCCGAGGGCAUGACCUUUGAGGAGGCUGCAGCCAUCCCGGUGAAUUACAUCACCGCCUACAUGAUGCUGUUCGACUUCGGCAACCUGAGGCCCAAUCAGAGCGUCCUCAUCCACAUGGCGGCAGGUGGAGUGGGUGUUGCUGCUACCCAGCUGUGCAAAACGGUGAAGGAUGUGACCAUCUUCGGGACCUCCUCAGCCAGCAAGCACGAGGCCAUCAGCGCCAUGGGCGUCACCCAUCCCAUCGACUACCGCACCCGUGACUACGUGGACGAGAUCCGCAAAAUCAGCCCCAAAGGACUGGACAUUGUCCUCGACCCCUUGGGAGGCUCGGACACCCACAAAGCCUUCAACCUCCUACGACCGAUGGGCAAGCUCAUCACCUAUGGGGCUGCCAAUGUGUUGACUGGCCAGAGAAAGAACCUGAUCGCCUUGGCUAAGACCUGGUACAACCAAUUCAGCAUCAACGCCAUGAGCCUGAUGCAUGCCAACAAGGCCGUGUGCGGCUACAACCUGGGCUACCUGGACAGCGAGUUUGAGAUGAUCACAGACGUGGUGGCCAAGCUGCUGGACCUGUUCAAGCAGGGCAAGAUCAAGCCCAAGGUGGACAGCACCUGGCACUUCGAGCAGGUGGGAGAUGCCAUGAGACGGAUGCAGGAGAGGAAUAACAUCGGCAAAGUUAUCCUGCUUCCUGAGCCCAAGAAAGAAGAGCCGAAAACGGAAGAGGCCAAGAAGGAGGAGGUCAAGAAAGAUGAGGCCAAGAAGGAGGAGAAUUAGGACCCGGGUCAGGCAGGCGCUCGGGAGCCAUGUUCCGAGGCAGGAGUGGAAUCCCAGACUCUGAUUGCACAGCAGUUUGAGCCCAGGCCCCCAGUGCAGCCUGGAUUGGCUCGAACUGCUCUGCAACAGGAGUGGGCAUUUCCCAGUCCUCCCCUCCUCCGCCCUCCCCUGAAAAUGAUUGUGAUUUGAGUUUUGAGUUGCUUAUUUGCUCAGGACCCGCAAACAGACAGACAGGCUUCCUAACACCAGCCUGGUUUUAUUAGGAAAUCGGCCCUUCAGCAGAUUGGAACGAGCGCUUCAGGUAGCUGUUCCAGGUCGGUUAUUAAAAUCUGGACAUGACUGGGUCUACAUCCGUCUCUUUUGGUGUUGCAAAGGAGCCAGAGGCUUUGAAAGCAUUUGGGUUUGGCUGCUGAAAAAAUACAUGAAUGCAUGCGCACCUAUUGAAUAACAGGGCUACUGGCAUUUCUGUGCAUGAUGGUCACCCCUCAUCAGUUUGUUGCUCACCCUUUAUAGCCAGAGACUAUUUCCAGAUUUUUGUACUCGGUAUUGCAAGAUCUAGUAGCACUAUGUUUCCUAAGUGAACGAAGAAUAAAAAUGAAUCAUAGUAAAAAAAAAAAAAGUGAGCAUCUCUGAGCUUCCUGCCUCAACCUUCCUGCUGCUGUCUUUUCCCUUUGCACACAUCUUCUCAACACUUAAUUCCUUUCAGCUGUGGUAAUGCAAGCUGGCACAAAACAGGCUUAAAUACUUUUUGCUUGUGCUGUGCAGGUCAGAUGGCAAGAAUGUGGCCUAAUUAGUUCAUCAAGUAGCAUACCUGUGGUUUAAGAGCUCUCCACAAGCAGGGAAGCUCAAAUGUGAAAAUGCCCGCUGACUGAUGUAUGGUUAGGCACGUAGUCAGUGCUACACCCUUCCAGCAAAUGAGAACCUGGCUGCAGUGAACACAUGGCUGCAACUAUAAGACAUGUCGCCCAGCAGCACAGCUGGUCUCGUCAUUGUGUACUGUAGGUGUUUUUCCAGGGGACAUGAGCCUUUUUCCUCAUGAUUUUGGUUCCUGGCGUUUUUUUUCCCUCACAACCCAGGGCAUCUCAAUCUUCUGUGACCUAUCGGAAAUAAAAAGCGGAUUCCGGCCACGCCGUCUCCCUCCUCGCGGGAGGAGCCGCGGAGGCGGUCGGCAUGGCAACAGGCAGCAGCAGAAACGGGAAAGCUCUUGGCGGCCCUCACCCCGAACGCAUGAGGCAGGAGCGCUGUGCUUCAUGGCCCCAGAAGGAGCACAGCGCUCCUGCCUCGCAUUAAAACUUCUCAUGCAAAGAUCUGAGGUUUAUAAACUCAUUUUAUCAGCAAAUGUUUUUCUAGUGAGCUAAUCUGGAAGAAAGGGACAAAAUCUCAGCCCUGCAAGAUCUUUUCUUUUGCUGUCCCAGAUCACUUGAUUCUGUUUAAAUCCAGGUGGGACUACAGAGGCACUUCAAGUUUCCAAGUACAGGGACAGUCACACCCACAUUCUUACUAUUCUAAUCACACCAAUUCUUAGCGACUUCUAAUUUCAAGCAUGGGAAAUUGAUCAAUUUGAUGAUGCAUCAGCCUGUAUAUAGGUUACAGCUAUAAAGGCUGUGAUCAGAUGACACCUGGUGGUCUUGCACAGAAAUGCAUGAAGAAUUAGGAAGUUCCCCCCUUCGGUACUUGGAUAAAUGAUGUUUGUUCCUAUUGCCCACUGAAAAUUACCAGUUCCACAUAUUUUGAACUUGCCUCCUAAGUAAAAUAUUGCUGUUUUCAUCUCUGAACAAUUGUUAUGCAAAUCACUUCUGGUAUGAAGGUGCUUUCAGUGUCUUUUUCAGAAUGCAGCCUUUUUGACUGGUAGCAACUGCUUCCAUCUUCCUUUUUGGAAUAUCAUCUCCAUGUUCCACAUGCUGGGCUUGACUGUGUCUCUUUACGGGUCCUGAGGAGUUGGCACUGGGGUUAGCGUUCGGACUAGCCGAGGUUGUGACAGACUUCGUGUGAGUGGGACACGUGUCUGUUUGCGCUCUGUUGGUGUGUGUGUGUGUGGGCUUUACCGCACAGGGGCUCAGGCAGCAGCCUCCCCACCUGAGCCGCACCCUGCGUCCGCAGUGAAGGUAAAGGCACUGCUCCUCGGCCUGCGGACUAAGGAAAUGGUCAUUGCUAACAAUGCAGCGACGCAGGUCUUUCGCAAGUGAUGGUUACAACCACACGUUAAAAUGCUUCUCUUCCUAGGUUUUAUUUCAGUGUUUUCCAUAUAUGAGCCUGUCCUUCAAAUGUUAAUUUAAGUUGCAUUUCCAGAGGAUCUGCCACAGCAAUUUGAGGCUUCCCAAGAGCUUCAGGAUAAUCCAGCCGCUGUAGCUGUGAACAGGCUGGUGUGACUCUGUCCCUGGUCGCACCGGUCCCCCUGCUGUGGGCGGUGCAGGGCUGAAGCAGGGCAUGCUGGGAGCCAAGAGCACUGCACAAGGAAACGGCUCUUGUAUUAAUGCACCUGGACAAUAAAACUUAAACCAAUGUUUUGAUUAGUGAAAAGGAAAGUUGCCUGUUGUAAGAUCCUAAGACCCAACUAGCCCUGGUUUCUCCACACUUUCCCAAACACGGUUACUGCUGCACUAGAGCAAAGCCAAGCUUGACCUGGAGAUAAUAUACCUGCAACACACAAGGCCAUUAAAAUAGAUGAACACCAUAGUGCCUGGUCUGAUGCCAUGCAGGGCCUGCUGCUUGUGCUUGUGCUAAUUCUGCUAGGAAAGUCGCUGAGUGGGGAAGGCCAGCACUGCUGGGUCUAGUGCAGCAGUGCAGGUGGGGGCUGGUGGCCCGAGCCCUGGUGCCUGUGUGAGGACAGUAUUGAUAUUUCUGCACUCCGCUUGCUGACCUUAUUGCACUUCCAAGGGUUCCUGUUUUACUGUGUUUGUACCUGUGAUGGUGUAGAGAACGUUUGUGUCGGUAACAAAAGCUCAAUAGAAGGAUGGUCUACUUUUUUUAAGGGUUUAAAAUUCAAAGUCGUUUUCAAGGAUCUGCUGCAUAAUUUCAAUAUUUUUUCCACAAGACCAAGUGUGCCAAAUUCUGUGAAAAUCCAUUGUCAGAGCUUUAGCACCUGUUACUCAUGGGCUUUGUCUUGUCUUUUAAAAAAAGAACCAAAUAGAAUUAUUUCACCAGUUUAAAAUGUCUACAGAUGUUUUGCUACUAUUCCAGCGCUGCCGUGUGCCAAAUCUGAGUUCCCCUGUGUGUGGGUCCACUUGCCUCGAGCCCCGAUCUCCCCGUUUCCCUGUCUGACUAGACCUGGGUUCGAGACUCCGUUCCUGGUUUCACUCAUUCCCUCCGCUGAGCUUGAACUGUUCGUUCAGAUGGGUGUGGGGGCAGGGGUCACGCUUUAUUUGAACCCCGAUAACCAAACGUCAUUCUGAUAAAGUUUCUCCCCAAAGAGGCAUCUCUAGGCUGGAGUUUGAUAACCUAUCUGCCUCUCAGGAUUUCACUGCCUUCUUGAUUGUAUUCCAUCUGAGCUCCUUACCCAUUUAACCCUUUUAACUUAAACUAGUAAUCUGAUUAGAGUGGAGCUUUUUAGUAGUAGAAAAGCAUAAGCUGCUUAGUGCUUGAAUUCUGCCAGUGAUGAGCCUGUUCAAGGAUCAGGUGGAGGAAUGGAGGACCCUCUGAGGGUGUGACCAGACAGACAGGAGACCCAAAGGCUCUCCGAUUUUAUGGAAGGUGAAGAAUUAAUAAACCGGGGAACAAGCCUCGUGUUCUGGGCCUAAUAGGCACGAUUCUGCUGCCUUGGACAAGAUGGGUUUCAGAAAGCAGGAUUCGGUCUGCGGAGGUUUGGAAGACUUCCCCUCACCCCCUCUUCCACCUGCAGGGCCUGUGGAAAACGGGUGUCGUCGUGGUACAGAACCAAGAGUGUUCUGAUACCUCAGCUCCCGGCCCAGUCCAGUCUGCUAGAGCUGCGUCGGUAUGUUCUGCAGCUUCUGUCCCUUUUUUUUUUAAAAGCACAAGUUGGUUUCAGUGUAAAUAGGUUUUGUGCAGAAGAAAACAGGGUGGUUCUGAUCCACCUGCAUCUGUAUGUCCUGCCUGUGAGAGCAGCUCAGUGUUUUCAGAGCGAAAACCAAGCUCCAGGUGUGCACUGUGGCAGACUUGUGGUAUAAUUUGGAUCACAGCCACUUUGCAUGCAAGACACGUUUUAUAUCAUUUUAAACUUUGCAAGUCUUCAUUUUCUGGGCAUUUAUGAAACAGAACAUGCUGCUUCAUGUUUCUGGGGAGAAUGGGCGUAGUGUAAAGGCAGUCUCUUUGUCAAAUGGAUUUGUGGAUCUGUUAUGUUUCAGCCGUGGUCGGCUUGAGUUAGAUUUCCUGUUCUGUCAGCUGAUGGUGUUACCCUAGUUAAAGAGCUGGGAUUGCAGAAGGCGUCCCCUAGUGGGAUAACGUUAGACUCUACUGUGAUGGGCUGACAAAAUGAUUUGUACUUUUCUCAUAAAUGGAAGAGGUAAGCAUAGUUCUCCAUUAAUACAGAAAUUAACACUAUCUUUGUGUGUACGGGCCUGUCUAAAUCUGAGCUAAAGAAACUAACAAAGUGCUUUAAAGUACAUUUUUUUAAAGAUUGCUCAGAAAUGUGGCUAAGCUAAUUUGUUAAUGCUAUGCCUUUAAAGUUUUUGGAAGAGGUACAACAGAAUCACUGCCUAAUUUGCAGCUGUGAAAAACAUCUGCCUGGCCUUUAACCUUCUAUCCCAAAAGCUUUUCCACUCUGUAGAGCUCAUCUUCCAGGCAUGUGCGAAAUCUGCAGAAUUGUUUUAUAAUGAUUAUCUUUCAGAGCCAGAGGACAUAAUGCAAAAGUUUAGUUAUUCAAGUCACUCUCGUUUUCUGUUUUAUUAUACAUUUAUGGCUACAAUUAAUUAAUUCUGUAAUUUUUCUGUAUAUUACAUAUAUGGAUUUCACAGUAGGCUGAGGUUCAGUCUGCCAAUAAAUUAAUCAGAAAAGAAGUUUUAAUGUUGCACACAAGGUUAUGAUAAAUAUGAUUUGUUUCAAGAAAAAGUACCUCUGCAGCUGUUUAGAGCAACAUUAAAACUUUUCUUUUCAUGUCUAUAUGCACGGUUGUCAUGUUUCCUCUUUUAUACAUUUAAGAGUCAUAACCCAAUUUCAAACCCGUGGCUUUUAAAACGCACUGUGUCUGAAUUUCUGCCCAUUAAGGUACAAUAACUACUGUCUUAGCUUUUACCAGGUGCCUGUUCUUGACUGCAGUUUUGUAAGGAAAUGUUGCAUUUUGCUGUAAUUUUCCAAUAACUUGGUACUUAGUACAGUUUCUGUAUAGUAUAGAUAAAUCUGACUUGUCCACAUUCCACAUAAUUGAUUUUAAAAUACCAUGUAGUCUUAAUGCCUGCUGGAUUGCAACACUACAGUGUCUAGUGUGACUAAAGAAACUGCUGCCAGCUUUAAAUCCUAGUGCCUUGUUAUUCAGUCUGCAACUGCCUUAGCCAUACAGCUGCUCACAUACAGACACCCUAGUCUCUCAGUGGAAUAAGGCUGUAUUCAAGCUUCAGUGGAAAUACUGCUUUGCCAACUGUCCAUGGAAACCAAGCAGAACUGACCCACCUCGAGCACUUGCAUUGCAUUAUGGGAUGUUCCUGGAACAUGCAGUCCAGGUUCUAAAGCGAGAGGGACCCAUCCCAGUCUCCGAGCGACUGGCGGCUCAGCAGAGCUCUGGGAGCUGCUGUUUAGUGUCAUAAGUGCUCAUGGUUAGAGAGAAAAGGGGUUACGAUUCAGGUAAAGGGUAUAUUCAUCCUUGGCCUUGCAAGGGCUUAAAAGAUUAAACUGGGCUAAUGGGCGGCAAUGGUUUCACUCAAGAACGAUGUAUAUACUAUAUAAGCUUGCCUCUGUAACUUUUAUUCUGAUCAAGGUUUUCUAAAAAAGGCUUCAAGUUCAAAAUUACAUUUUCCUUAUUGAGGUAGUUUUUAAAGCCAGUGACAGUGCGGCAUUAAUACUGUCCUGUAAUUUAAAGUGCUGUUAUGUAGGAAGCUAAAGGAGUCCUCAGCUCAAUGUGUUAUGUUAUUGGUGCUGUGAAGGUAAAAGUAACAGGAACCACUGAAAGGGCCCUUUUGAGACAUUCUGCUUUUGAGCCAAUAGCUGAGGGGUUUGAGUCAGCUCAAACAUAAAACGGCACUGACUUUCAAAGAAAUAAAAGAUAGUUUUGAAAGUUCCAGAUAUUUAAAGCCAUUUUUGUCUCUUCAGUUCAGAAAAGGGGUUUGUUGAAAUGUUCUGGCAGUGAGAAGCUGUAGCUGAAGCACGGAUCAGGAGGGUGGGAGGGAGGAACGACGGGAAUUUGUCCAGGUCCCUGGGAGGGGAUAAUGGCUUUCCCAGCUCUGUGAGGAUGACUGCACAGCCUGGCGAUUGUUUUAAACGAACCACUAAUGGCUGGAAUGGAUCAAAAACAUUCCUGCAAUUUGUACUAUGAAUGAGUGUUUUAACCCCAUUUUUGUCUCUCUGCUCUGUAAAUUAGCUAUACCUGUGAUACAUGUGGAAAUCAUUGAUUUUGAAGAUUUACAAGUACAAGAGCAACAAGCUGUAGGAUAUUUCAAAACAAGAACUUAAAAAAAACAUUCUAUGAUUAAACCCUGAUAUUUUUAAUGUGAAAAUUGGUCAUUCCAACUUUGGUGCAUUAAUAAUGAUCCUUGUUAAACAUGUUCAAAAAGCUGUAAAAGGAGACUUGUUGCUUUGUUCACUUUGUACAAUCCUGGGUGUUUUCUGUGUGUAAGGUCGAUCCAUAUCUGUGUGUUGCAAAGUGUUCUGAGAAUGAAAAAUUGACUGCGGGACUGUAAGUCUGUCCUGACCAAUACUAGUUAUCAUAGUUAGAUUCCAAAUGCUUUUCAAAGAAUAACUCUCACAAUUACCUCUUUUAUGUUUUCUUAAAAGAGCAAGUUGAAGGUAAAUAGACUGUAGUCUCUCUUGAUGCUUAGUGACAGAUACCCAGCCAUACACCGUCAGUUUCAUCCAUCUUCUUCAACUGUGAGUCGGCCAUGUGGGGUUUAUAUGAGCACAAAGGGAAUUCGGCAGAUCUGGGCUUUGUCCUUAAUGAGUAGAGGGCUAUUAGAAUCACGAGCGUUUGCUGGUGUUUGAUGCCUCUUUGUAUGUUUUCUAAACCUCUUUUCGGAGUGUGUGCCCUGCAAGGGGCUCGGCCCUCCUGUCGGUGGCUGUGGCGGGCGGUUCGGCCGGGGGAGGGAGUGAGUCAGCGUGCCAUGUGUGGCACAGCAAUGCCAGUCCUCGUGUGCCAUCGCCAUCCUGGUAACGGGAAUGUGGCGCUCUGAUGACUAGAUCUGACAGAUGGCUGAACCAGACAGUUUCUAUAAUGUGUAGAAGAUGGCUGGUUAGAAACUGAAAUUUCUGAUUUUUCUUUUCAACUAAAAAUCUAUUCUGAUUAUCACUGUUGGUUACAGUAAUAACAGUAAAAAUUAUCUACUGACCUUCAUUUGCAAAUGUCUUUUUGUUUCACCUGCAGCUUGUUUUGUGAAUGGAGCUCAAACUGAACUACACUGUUAGCGGUUUAUUCCCUGUUUGCUUCUAAUUUGUGACGUUUCCUGUUCUCAGUAAUUCCUCUUACUUCAGCUUUGAGCUUCAUUUGUGUUCUUUCUUUUCAGAGACACUUCUGUUUACACUGCCUGCUCAUGUAGUUACUUGUGAACAUUUAAAGUGUUUUUUUUUUACUUUGGAUUUUUUACAAACUGUGAUGAUUUUAAGUAUUCUCUACUUUGUAUUUAAACCCUUUGAAAAAUGCUGCUUCUGUGCUUGCCUCUGGAUUGAAGAUGUUGUGCCAAUGCUGUUUACAUGGACUAGAACCUGUACUGCUUUUCUGCCUAAUGUUACCACAUGCCUUACGUGUUUUCCAAAAUUAAUAAAAAGCAUAACAAAAGA
This is a messenger RNA of Lepisosteus oculatus (spotted gar), 9324 nucleotides long. RefSeq names its product vesicle amine transport 1 (gene vat1). NCBI's taxonomy places the organism in Eukaryota, Metazoa, Chordata, Actinopteri, Semionotiformes, Lepisosteidae. The record is from RefSeq and is a predicted model, not a curated record. Gene Ontology annotation, molecular function: zinc ion binding; oxidoreductase activity. Gene Ontology annotation, biological process: negative regulation of mitochondrial fusion. Gene Ontology annotation, cellular component: mitochondrial outer membrane.